Ictalurus furcatus (blue catfish) is the source of this 952-nucleotide messenger RNA. RefSeq lists its product as uncharacterized. The transcript is spliced from 2 exons. The coding region runs from base 167 to 604 and encodes 145 amino acids. NCBI's taxonomy places the organism in Eukaryota, Metazoa, Chordata, Actinopteri, Siluriformes, Ictaluridae. The record is from RefSeq and is a predicted model, not a curated record.
UUAGCUAUUGAGAGGUCACCAUGUGAUUACAGACAACACAGCGGUGGUCUCAUAUAUUGACCACCAGGGAGGAUUAUGUCCGCGCCCCCUGUUCAGGCAGGUGCAACUAAUUCUUCUUUGGGCAGAGGGAAAGUUUGUCAGUGAGUGCAAUGUACAUUCGGGGAAUAUGGGGGCAGACAUCCUGUUGAGGCAGGGGCUGAGGCCCAGGAAUUGGUGGCUCCAUCCACAAGUGGUGGAGUCCAUAUGGUUUGGCCAAGCGGGACUGCAUGUGUUCGCCUCUGAGGAGUUCUCUGUGGUUUGCCCUCACUCCUCCCGCAAAAUUAGGGCUGGAUGCCAUGGUGCACAUGUGGCCGAGGCCACAUCUGUACGCUUUUCCACCGCUCGCUCUGCUCCCACAAGUUCUAGCGAGAGUUCGCCAAGACAGUCUAUGUCUGCUGCUAGUAGCACCUUAUUGGCCAGCUCGAAUAUGGUUCUCAGAGAUAAUAUCCCUGCUAGAUGGCACUCCUUGGGAGAGUCCCAUCCGCAGGGAUCCACUGUAGACCCAGUGAACUGCACAGUAGCUACAGUCCUGGAGUUCUUACAAGAAAGUUUCUCAGCGGGGUAGGCUCCUUCUACUAUCAGGGUUUUACGUGGCCGCCAUUUCGGCCAGCCACGCCCCUGUUGAUGGAGCCUCUGUGGGGCAAACAUCCUCUAACUUCGAGGUUUAUGCGUGUGUCAGGUGGCGGAGGCCCAUCUGCAGGCUGCGCAUACCUUCCUGGGACCUUUCUGUGGUCCCGGAAGGUCUGUCAGGUGCCCUAUUUGAGCCCUUAGAGUGGAUUUACUGUCUCAAGCCGGAGGGCUGAUUUAUCACCCUCGGCCAGAACUAUGGAAACUGUGGGUCUGGCCCCUGAGGGGCACCAGCUCAUAUAUUCUGGUCUCACAACUGAGGUUGUAGAGACCAUGUUAAACGCUA